Molecule: messenger RNA, 5725 nt
Organism: Clupea harengus (Atlantic herring)
Lineage: Eukaryota; Metazoa; Chordata; Actinopteri; Clupeiformes; Clupeidae
Gene: src
Product: SRC proto-oncogene, non-receptor tyrosine kinase
Biological process (GO): protein phosphorylation
Molecular function (GO): protein tyrosine kinase activity; protein binding; ATP binding
Source: RefSeq, a predicted model, not a curated record
AAUGAUAUGGGUCACGAAUGACUAUUAGGAGAAAAUAUUGCAGAGAAACAGACCGAUAUUGGGUCUACAUAGUCGCCCCUCAUCUGCUCCCAUAGAUGUUAAGAACCCUCAGACAUGUGGAUGCCCACUGUAGCCUACACCGAAACCGCUUCCUCUCACCCUCCUCCUUCUCAUCUUUACCCUGUUUCCUAUCCUCUUCUCCACCCUCCCCUUUCCACUUCAGCCUCUCCAUUCGGCCAGCCACCGCGGCGGUUUUGAUUUCUCCUAGUUUCGACGUAACCAAGCCCACUACGCGUCUCGGCAUGUUGAAGCUGUUUUUUUUAAGCCAGCUGUAACCUCGGAAUCUGCCUUGGUUGUCGACGGCGAGUAGAACGCAGAGAGAGUGGGUAUCCCCUCUCCAGACGGCAGUUACUGGAUUAGAAACAUUUUAUUGUUGCUGUUACAAUGUUUGAUGCCGUUCAGAAUCUCAGGCAAUCCCCGUCAUGACCUCACUCACCCGCCCUGUCAAUUCACUGAAUGGGGUUUCUCAUCGCGCAGUUUGCUCUCUAUUGUGAACACUGAUACCGCUUAUUAUUGAGACUUUCAUCGAUGACAGAGUGAACGACCUGAAGUCUCUGUUUACAUUCGCAAGCCCAACAAUACAUCUGUUUCACAAAGAAGUCACUGACGUUUAACUGGGGUGAGUAACUUGCCGUUUUCGUGUUCAAUAUGUGUCAGGAUAAAAAUCAAAGGCUGUCUUUAACACAAUGUACGCUGUGCUCUCGAUAUUGUGUGAUAUCUGAGAUCAUAUGCCGCGUAGCGUAGCGCCUACGUAGCCUAUUUGGAAUAUUCAUUUUGUUUUGAUUGCUCGGCUGGCGCGUUUCGAGCUAUCGGAAUCACCAGCAUUGAAUUUUGGAAUUUUCUAAGGCCACCAGCAUGGGCGGCAGUAAGAGUAAGCCCAAAGACCCCGGGCCACGCCCACCCAGUCUGGAUGACCCCACCAGCUCCGCCGGGGGCACCGCCCAGCAGCCCGUCCCACCCCAUCGGAGCCCGGCGGCGGACGGCCAACGCCAGCCACCCAGCAACCCGGAGAUGUCUCUCUUCGGAGGCGUGGAGUCAGCCAACAACAGCAUCACGUCCCCCCAUCGGAGCACCCUCUUAGGUGGGGUGACCACAUUUGUGGCGCUGUACGACUACGAGUCCCGCACUGCCUCGGAUCUGUCCUUCAGAAAGGGAGAGACGCUCCAGAUUGUCAACAACACGAGAAAGAUGAAUUGCAGGGAAGGUGAUUGGUGGCUGGCACGCUCACUGGCAACUGGGGAAAGCGGCUACAUCCCCAGCAACUACGUCGCCCCAUCAGACUCCAUCCAGGCAGAAGAUCUUCUCAGAAUGUCACUGGACAAAAGGUGGUACUUUGGGAAGGUCACUCGCAGGGACUCUGAGAGACUGCUGCUCAACCUGGAAAACCGCAGAGGAACCUUUCUUGUGCGUGAGAGUGAAACCACCAAGGGUGCCUACUGUCUGUCAGUUCUAGAUUACGAUAACACCAAAGGGCUGAAUGUGAAGCACUACAAGAUCAGGAAGCUGGACAGCGGUGGCUUCUAUAUCACAUCCCGCACCCAAUUUAGCACACUACAGCAGCUGGUCAAUCACUACCGCAAGCACACGGACGGUCUGUGCCACUGCCUGACUGAGGUGUGUCCUGUGCUGAAGCCCAUGACUCAGGGUCUGGCCCGGGAUGCCUGGGAGAUCCCACGCGAGUCCCUGCGCCUGGAUGUCAAGCUGGGCCAGGGCUGCUUCGGGGAGGUCUGGAUGGGCACGUGGAAUGGCACAACGGGAGUGGCCAUAAAGACCCUGAAGCCAGGCACCAUGUCCCCUGAGGCGUUCCUGAUGGAGGCUCAGGUCAUGAAGAAGCUCCGGCACGAGAAGCUGGUUCAACUCUACGCUGUGGUGUCAGAGGAGCCCAUCUAUAUUGUCACUGAGUACAUGGGACAAGGAAGCCUGCUGGACUUCCUCAAGGGAGACAUGGGCAAGAUGCUGCGACUACCUCAGCUGGUGGACAUGGCCUCUCAGGUUGCAUCCGGCAUGGCGUAUGUGGAAAGGAUGAACUAUGUGCACCGAGACCUGCGUGCAGCCAACAUCCUGGUGGGGGAUAACCUGGUGUGUAAGGUGGCCGACUUUGGCCUGGCUCGCCUCAUCGAGGACAAUGAGUACACCGCCAGGCAGGGGGCCAAAUUCCCCAUCAAGUGGACAGCUCCUGAGGCUGCUCUGUACGGCCGCUUCACCAUAAAGUCAGACGUCUGGUCCUUUGGCGUGCUGCUGACUGAACUGGCCACCAAAGGCAGGGUGCCAUACCCAGGCAUGGUGAACCGUGAGGUGCUGGACCAGGUGGAGCGAGGCUACCGCAUGCCGUGCCCGGCGGAGUGCCCCGAGUCUCUGCACGACCUCAUGCUGCAGUGCUGGCGCAAGCUGCCCGAGGAGCGGCAUACCUUCGAGUACCUGCAGGGGUUCCUGGAGGACUACUUCACCUCCACAGAACCCCAGUACCAGCCUGGAGAGAACCUUUAGACAACCCCCUACGGCCAAUCACAAUCAUUCAUGUCUGUGUGUCCAUGUGUGGCAGUGUUUGUGUGUCGGCGGCGCGUCAGUUUUGGUGUGAGUGGCGGUGUUGAUCUAACCCCAACACCUGGAGAGCGAGGAGUGAUCAGAUAGUUCUGAUGGUCUUUGAGUGUACUCUUAGUGUGUCACCCCUACUGUAUGAGGGGCUGUUGUUGUAUUCUUCACUGGAUUCACUGGUCGGGGGGGUUGGGGGGGGGGGGUCAUGGUUGUUAUGUGGGUCGGGCUGCAGGUCAUGUGUGAUUGAUCAGAGCUCUGGAUCUUUUGUUCAGCCUCGCUCUGCUUUCUUAAGCCCCCCUCCCAGCGUACACCCCCCCUGGCAGAUGCUCCAGAUCUGUCAGUCACCCUCUAAACUGCUCCCCCAUUUGCCCACUCUUACCCAGUUGCCUGCACCCCUACACUCCACCCCCGACAAAAAGACUGCUGACACGCAUGCAGACAGGGUUCAACGGGUUUGUUCGGCAGUCCUCAUUAGCUUGACUGUCUUUCACACACACACACACACACACACACACACACACACACACACACACACACACACACAUGAAAAAUACAGAUACAGCUGAGCCUGUACAGUACAUUUGUACAUUUUGUGUGUAGGUGUGAUUCUGUGUAUGAGUGUGUAUGAGUGGCUGUGUGUGUAUGGGAGCAUGUAUAGAGAAAUGUCUUCCAAUUUAUACCAGUGAUCUCAGAAAAAAAAUUCUCUUUAAGGUGUGUGUAUGUGUGCGCGCACAUAUCUGUGUGUGUGUGUGUGUAUGUGUGUGUAUGUGUGUGUGCACAUACCUGUGUGUGUGUGUGUGUGUGUGUGUAUGUAUGUGUGUGUGCACAUACCUGUGUGUGUGUGUGUGUAUGUGUAUGAACAUGUACCUGCUCUUUUGUGUCUGAUAGAGUGAGUGAAAGUGUUUGUGAUGAAAGGGUGUUUUUCACCCCUCCUUGUAUUUUAUCGUGGACUAACUGGAGCUGGUGUUGUGUGAAGGCUUAGGGUGUGUAGGGCGCUCGAGUGGAGCUCUAGAGACUGUCAGUCAUCAGCGACAAGCCCAACCCUCUGACUCCAGCACCCGGCCUCUGAGUCUAACACAUCAGCUAUCACGCCCAGGAUGCAGCUGGUCUCUUCAGGAAGUCACCAUCUGAUUCCUUUUGUACAAAUGAUAAAAAACUAACAUUAAGUAUAUACAAAUACUACUGAUCUCUAAAUGGGAACUACUACCCUACAUUUUUGUGCCAAUGAGAAAUAUUUUUUGUACUUUCUGUACUUUGUAUAAAGUGUAUUUUUAAUAAUCCAAUCUUUUCCUAUCCUAUCAGGAGGUACCUUUGACAAAUCUGUCAUUAAAUCUAUGCUAACUUGCGUAAUAUGUCUUUCCCUGUAAUCAGAAAUAUUGUCAUCCAACCCCGUCCAGAUAGGACACAGUCAUGGGAGAUGUGUUGUGACAGCUUGUGUAUUGUUCAGUCUGAAAGAAUGAAAACAAACAGUUGGACUAUGUAUAAUUUCCGAUGUGUAAGAGUAAGUAAUUUCAUCUAACCAAAAGAACAUACAAGAGGUGGCUUACCUAUUGUAGAAUGAUUCUGUAUGUUAGUCGCUGGCAGUCUUCUACCACUACAAGUACAACUGCAAGCCUGGCCAUGCAAUGUUGUAGUGCAAAGUGAGUCAGCUCCAAGAUUAGGAGCAUAUAUGUGUGAAAGGCUCUAAUGAGAAGGCUGCAUUUGCAGGGCCUAAAUGUCAGUAUAAUGUGUGUUCUGUUUGAAUUACAGCCUCUGAGUUGACAGCAUUACAUCAAUAAACACACACACACACUGAAUCCUCAGACAGUGGCAUUCAUUCAGCAGGUAUCACUGUUUUGUCAACUAUAUGUCUUGUAAGUGGCAGUGAUGAACGCUGGUGUAGGAUGGCAGGAGUAUGGCCUUUCUUAUUCUCUCAACAUCCUCCAAUCAUUACUGGGUAUUGUGCUUCUCUAAAUGAAGAGGGGAAAAGAAGGGAAAUCACAAUGAUGGAGAUGAGGGUGGUGGUAUUAAGGCUGUUGGUCCUGAUGAGAAUGACGUAGAAACGCUAGCUGUCCUAUGAUGGCAUAUAGAGGGGCAUGCAGGUUUAGCGGUGCUGUAGGCUUUUUAUGGUUCAGUAGCAGAUGGAUGGGAUCCACGGAACCUCACAGUUGUAAAUACAUUUGAUCAAAAUGUCUUUUUAUUGUAAAUGUUGCAUUCAUAAUUUGUUCCUAUUUUUACAGAAUAUCUUCAUCUCCCAUUUUGCUUAUUUUUUUUUCAUUCCCAAUCUCUUGAGUCACACUUGCCUUGUAACAACAGACAUAUACAGCCUCAAUAGAGCAUCACACAAGCUUAGGGACUAAGACUAUGGCCAGAUAUGUGUUAGAUCAUUGGGCAUCUUAAUCCUGUUGUGUUCAAUGGAAUGAGCCAUUGAAUUCGAUUCUUCUGUGAUGGCAAAGCAGAAACAGGAGGUUACAGGAGAAACCAAAUGUUGUUAUAUACCCAUACGCCAAGACUCUACCAUUCAUCUGCUUAUCUUUAAUACCUGCAUGUCUCGCCUCACUCAACUCAAACACACACACAAAGACACACACACAUACACACUGUGCUCCCAUUUAUCCAUUAAAAAAAACCUUGGGGUGUGUGUGUCUGAUAUUUUAUGGACAAUAGUUACUUUGUAAUACAAUUAUUAUUGUAAAAGAGAGUAGUUCUUUUGACAGGGGACUUCAUGGUGAUGGAUUACCUUUUGUGACCAAAAUCCAUUGUAUUUUCUUCAAAUGGGGAUGCCAAAAGUUGUUUUGCACAAACCACUUUUAUGUCCAUAGCCUGCUGUCCUAAUGACUGCUGUAAAAUGUUGAAAUAUAAACUUUGAUACAGAAUAUUUUAUCAAAUGACAAAUGGACUGUCCCUUUUGUAUAAUCUGAUUGACAAAUUGUAAAAGAAUCUGUAAUGAGAUGGCUUGAAAGUAUCUUGAUCAUUUUCUAGAAUUCUUCACCUAUGCAGUUGCUAGGUUUUAUUGUCCUUUUUCCAUUUUAAAUUUAAUUUAAGGCAAUCUUUUGUACAGAGCUGCAAGGUCACAUUUGUCAAAUCAAGUUAUAAUUAUCCUUGUAAUCUAUGUUCUCUUUUUAAAAGUGCAAUAAAUUAUGUUUCUAAA